Aspergillus melleus is the source of this 735-nucleotide messenger RNA. RefSeq names its product DUF3632 domain-containing protein. NCBI's taxonomy places the organism in Eukaryota, Fungi, Ascomycota, Eurotiomycetes, Eurotiales, Aspergillaceae. The record is from RefSeq and is a predicted model, not a curated record. The transcript has 3 exons. The coding region runs from base 1 to 735 and encodes 244 amino acids.
AUGUCGCUCUCUCUUUGCAUGAUCGAAGGUUCCACCGGCACGCAGGACCCUCUCUUUCAACGCCUGAAUGAGUAUCUGCUGUCCGACGGAUCAGUUUCCGCAGCCACCACGGCGCAACGCAUCAACGACGAGAGAUCGUCCCUGGCAAUAACCGACCCCGGCGCAUUCUGCCAAGACACGUGGUUUGUUUUCCAGCAGUUGAUCGAACAGAUUCCUCAGGAUCAUCCGUAUCAAGAUCGAUUGGUCGACGUGAUCGAGGCGUUGACGAAGUUGCCUUCUACGGAGGUUAAGAUCUGGGGGGAGACUUCCCCCCCGGAAUACAACGAAAAGAAAGCCGAUUCUUGGCCCGAAAAGGCACGGAAAUGGGUGAGCCUGAACGCCUUCGCCGCUCGACUGUUGAACCUCGAGUCUGUAACUUGGGACAAUUUCGGACUCUGGACGAUGCGCGAUAUUUUGGAGAACGAGAUUUCAGGACCAGAGCUCGAGAACGGUAUUGAGACAGUGGCGGUCUGGAUCAAGUACGCCGGAAAGCUCAUCUAUGAGACGUCCAAGGCGAGCGAACAACCAGAGGUAAGAAUGUUUCAGCCGGGACCGUUGUAUUCCGGCCCGAGCAAGUACUGCCCCGAAAGAUGGGUAUUCUGGAAGGACCGGCUCGGGAUUAUUGGAGUGCAGGGAGGCGAGACAGCGAGUAGGGCCCAGGAGACGAAGAGAAUCAUGGAGGAGUUUGAGGGUUGA